AUGUUUCCAUUCGUUAGGCUCGGAGUGGUUAGGUGUCUGCCUCUGCAACAUUUAGUUACAAAAAGAUGCUUAUCUUAUGGUGGUAAGCAUGUCGUGACACAGCAAAAGUUUAAAGAAUCAAUGGCCAAAGUUGCAAAUCAAGCCAUGGUUUUGACAGCAGCAUCUCCGGUAGGUACAUCUCAUGAAUUAUUUCAUGGCCUAACUAUCUCUUCGAUGACUUCAUUGGCAUUAAAGCCACAUCCGAUGAUACAAUUUAACUUACAACUUCCAUCAGCAACAUCAGAUACGUUGCAUCAGAAUAGGUAUUUUGCUAUCCAUUUAUUAAACCCAACCAAUGAGUCAAUAGAUAUUAUAAGAAAUUUUAGUAAAGGUGCCUUACAAGGUAUAAAUCGUACAAUGCCGUUUAAGGAUCUUGAAAUGAACGAACAUUAUAUGAUACACAAAAUAGGCAAUAAAACUAAUUAUGAUUUACCAAUCUUAAAGGAAGCGCAACUGGCUAUCAUCUGCAAGAAGAAAAAUGUGUUUAGAGUUGGUGACCAUGAAAUUUGGGUAGGUGUGGUGGAAGACACAAUAGUAAUGAAUGAUGAUACAAAUGGUGGUGUCCUAUACUGUAACAGAAAUUUCCAUAAAUUAGGUAGUCAUAUUUGA
This is a messenger RNA of Nakaseomyces glabratus, 648 nucleotides long. Its product is annotated as flavin reductase family protein. NCBI's taxonomy places the organism in Eukaryota, Fungi, Ascomycota, Saccharomycetes, Saccharomycetales, Saccharomycetaceae. Gene Ontology annotation, molecular function: riboflavin reductase (NADPH) activity; FMN binding. The record is from RefSeq and is a predicted model, not a curated record.